AUGUACACAAGUGCAAAAGAAGAUAAAGGACAAAAACAGGAGUUCAUGGCUUGCACGGAGGAGGAGGAUAGGACGCAUAAGAAGGAGAAGUAUAAAGAAGCAAAAUGGGUAGCAAAGAAAACAGUAGCGGAAGCAAAAGAUCGCGCAUUCGAAGCCUUUUAUCAAAAGCUUGAUACCAAAGAUGGGGAGAAGUAUAUUUUUAAGUUGGACAAAGUAAGAUCUAGGCAGAAGAAGGACUUAGGGACAUUAAAAGGUCCAAAGGAGGAAAUUCGACAAACUUUGGAUAUCCAAAGAACACAGGAUCAUGGGUCGAUUACUGAUAUUACCAAGGCGAAAGUAGGAGAAGUUCUCAAAAAAAUGAGGGGAUUAAGGGCAGUUAGACCUGAUAACAUUCUGAUUGAGGUGUGGAGGGGUUUAGGAGAGGAGGGAAUUCAUUGGCAUACUAACCUCUUUAAUGUCAUCUUGAGGUCUAGUAAGAUGCUAGAAGAAUAG
Messenger RNA from Amaranthus tricolor (Joseph's coat), 492 nucleotides. RefSeq lists its product as uncharacterized. Lineage: Eukaryota; Viridiplantae; Streptophyta; Magnoliopsida; Caryophyllales; Amaranthaceae. The transcript is spliced from 2 exons. The record is from RefSeq and is a predicted model, not a curated record. Bases 1 to 492 code for a protein of 163 amino acids.